Molecule: messenger RNA, 2580 nt
Organism: Paramecium pentaurelia
Lineage: Eukaryota; Ciliophora; Oligohymenophorea; Peniculida; Parameciidae
Source: the annotation of a GenBank genome assembly
AUGCAAAAAAGUGAUCAAAGUAAAAAUUCUGGUUGUUUAUGUUUUGGUAAGAAAUAAAAAGGAGAAUUCCCAAAAACUUUCAAGAAAUCAGCUAAAAUCCUUAAAAAAUAUAAAGAUAAUAGUUUAGAUGUAUUAGAUUAAUAUUUUGUUAGAUUUCAGAUGAUGCCAUUUUAGAAGUGAUGAUUAGACUCUAUAUAUCAGAGAACAAAAGCAAAGCUAUUGAAAUGCUUUAAAGAUGUCGUAUUAAUCCAAAUUUUGAAGCUAACCUUAUAAGAAAUGAUUUGGAAUAUUUUAUCCCUCAACUAAUUAAUUUUUUAGUAUUUCAUCAACAACUAUCAGAUGAAAGACUGAUAUAAUUCAUAACUAAAGCAUCAUAAAUAGACUUUUUUUUUGCUCAUCUUGUCUACUUCUAAUUAAAGAGUUUAUCAUAAAUUGUUGCUCAUAAUAAUAGAGUAGAACUUAAAAUAGUUUAAAAGUUUGUGUAAGAAUUCGAAGAAAAAAUGACAUCAAAUUAUUAAGGCAAUUUAUUAAUAGCAACUUAAAUAUUAAAGAUUCAUCUUGAUGAUUCUUUAAAAAGUUCAACUUUAGGAAAAUCAAUAACAUCACUAUCAAACAAAAAAAUUAAAUAGGAAGUGUAUCAAGGGUCUAUCCGUAUUAAAUCACUUAAAUAAAAUGAAGUAAUAUAACUUUAUGGAACAAAUGAAUGGGAAUAAAAUAUGUCUAAUAAAAGUCCCUCUUAAUAUAUAGUAAGAAAUCAUGAAGAAAUUGAAUUAGAAGAUUACACUUCUAUUUUUGAGAGUAAUGAAAAUAUCUUACCUCUUGAUACUGCUUUUUAAUCCAAUUUAAACUUUUGGUAUGAUAUUACUAAAAUUUGUGAUGAAUUAUCUAAAUCCAAUUCUAAAACUUAAUAUUUACAUAGUUUAUUAAAUAAAAUAAAUGCUAAUUUACCAGCUGCUGUAUAUGUACCUUUUGUUAAGAAUUAAAUUAGAAAUUAUGCUGUAUUAAAUAUAGUAUCUAAAGAAAGUCGAGUAUUUUCUACCAAAAUGAGAAGUCCUUAUAGUUUAACACUUGAAAUCUAUAGGCCUGAAAUAGAGGGAGAUUAUAAUGAAUAAUAAUUAUUCGAUAAAUAAUUGUCGUUAGCUAUCAAAACUAAUGUACAUUAUUAUCUCAUAUUUAUAGAUGAUAAAAAAUGAUGGAAACAUUAAAAGUUAGUACAUUAUCUAAGAAUAAUAAACUACAUAAAUGAAUAGAACCUAUUCACUUGCUGAUGCAUAAAAUUCUUUUAAUAAUGAAUUUUAAAAUAUAAAAUUCAACUAAUUUAAUUAUUAAAAUAAUGAACCAGAGUCUAGUGGAAUAGGAUUAUUUUAUAAUUAUAGAUAAACUAAUAACAUUAAUUAAGAUUCAGAUUAAGGAGAUGAAAUGAUAGAUUAAUAGAUGAUUAUCUAAUAACCAUCAUUUUCUAAUGCAACUGAUGAUUAAUCGAGUAAUAAAGGAGUUGAAUAAAAUACUGAUUAGUAGGUUUCUAAAUUAGAAGAUUAAAGCAAAUUAGAGAUAAGUUCUUUUAAUAGUAGAGUCAGUUAUUUAUAAGAUGGAAAAGGACUUGUUUUAAGUUAGGAAGAAUAUAUAGAGAUCAAAUAAGCUAUUUUUGGAGAAAAUUCAUUGGCUUAAUAAGAAAGAAUUAAAAAAUAAAGUCCUUUUUAAGCUUUGAAAUCUUGGAAAUUAGUUCAUUUGAUUAUCAAAACAGGAGAUAAUUUAAAAUAAGAAUAAUUUGCUUUAUAAUUAAUAUGUUAAUUUGAUUAAAUAUUUAAGAAGGAGGGUUUACCAUUAAAAUUAAGAUAUUAUGAGGUAUUAUCAUUAGGACCUGAUAGUGGUAUGAUAGAAAUGAUUAAAAAUGCUACUACAAUUGAUAGUUUAUAAAAGAAUCUUUAAAAAAAGUUUACUUAAUUCAGUGAUUUCUCUGAUUUUUUCAGAUCCUUUUUUAGAAACAAUAUUGAAUAAGCAUUAUAAAAUUAUGUUUAAUCACUUGCAGCCUAUUGUUUAGUUUGUUAUUUCUUAUAAGUUAAAGAUAGACAUAAUGGAAACAUAUUAUUAGAUGAUGAAGGUCAUUUGAUUCAUAUUGAUUUUGGAUUUUUUUUAUCUAUAGCUCCUGGUAAAGGAAUGGAAUUUGAAGGUAAAGUUCCAUUUAAAUUGUUAUCUGAUUACAUUAAAGUUUUAGGAGGUGUCAAAGGAACUUUGUUUUAAGAUCAUUUCAGAAAAUUAUUUUAUAAGUAUAAUUAUUUAUAUAUUAUUAGAGGAUUUAAAGCUUGCCAAAAACAUUAGAAUGAAAUAUUAUUAUUGGUAGAAAUGAUGUAUACAGGUCAUGGAACAACACUACCUUGUUUUUAAAAAGGUGAAGUUGCUUUAAAAGAAUUAGAAAAUAGAUUUAACCCAAGAGUUGCUUCAGAUGCUGAAUUAUUUGUAUAUGUUUAAGGAUUAAUUAAUAAAUCAUUAGAUAAUUGGAGGGCUAGAUGGUAUUAUGUAUUUAAUUAAUUAUUAGGUAUGAUAAAUUUUAAUAUUUUGCAUAAGGUAUAUUUUAUUGAU